AUGAGUCUGAAGAUCUGGCUACUGGAGCUUAAAGAUGUAGCUUAUGAAGCUGACAAUGUCCUAGAUGAGUUUGGGUAUGAGAUUCUUCGUCGAAAGAUGGAGUCUCAAAAGAGAAAGAAGGUACGCAGCUUCUUUUCACCCUCCAAUCCUAUUGUAUUCCCCUUUAAGAUGGGAAACAAGAUAAAAAGCAUCAACCAAUCGUUGGAUAGAAUUAAGACUGAUGUAGCUCUCCUUGGUCUUAGAGAGUCUUUGAACCCAAUCCCCAAGAUCGGUCUGGAUCGGGAGACAGACUCUUUUAUUGAUGAUUCGGAAGUUGUAGGACGAGGAGAUGAUGUCUUAAAAAUUGUUAACUUGUUGAUUGGUCUCGGAAAGACAACUACAGCAAAACUAGUUUACAAUCAUGAACUAGUAAAGAAACAUUUUGAUGUGAAGAUGUGGGUAUGUGUAUCUGAUAAUUUUGAUGUUAAAAGGAUUUUAAGAGAGAUUCUUGAAAUCCUUGACAAUAAUUGUAGUGGGUUAGAAAAUAAAAAUGCUAUACUUCACCAUCUUCAAGAGAAGUUGCAGGGAAAAAGAUAUCUUCUCAUACUCGAUGAUAUGUGGGAUGAAGAUCGUGAGAAAUGGGAUGGUUUAAGGAGUAGUUUGUUGGGAAUUAAUCAAAAUAAUGUAAAUAAUAUUCUCGUAACUUUUUAUAAGGACAAUGUGGCACAAAUCAUGAAGACAAGUCUCAUACAUAAAUUGGAAAAACUAUCAGAAGAUGAAUGUUGGUUAAUAUUUAAGGAAAAGGCAUUUGCAAAUGAAAGAAUUCUAGUAACUCCAGAUUUGGAGGAUAUUGGAAGAAAGAUUGCUAAAAGAUGUGGAGGGAAUCCAUUGGCUGCAAGAGUUCUGGGAGGAAUGAUGCGCCUUAAAGAGGAUAAAAGUGAAUGGUUAUUGAUUCAAAAUAGUAAGACUUGGGAUUCGAUGGAGGACAAUAAUGGAGUUUUUCCAAUAUUAAAGUUAAGCUUUGAUCAUCUCCCAACACCAUCUCUAAAACAAUGUUUUGCAUAUUGUUCAAUUUUUCCCAAGGAUUUUAUUAUUGAAAAGAAACUACUAGUUCAACUUUGGAUGGCUGAAGGGUUCCUUCAAACACCUAAAAGAAGUUUUUCAGUGAUAGAGGAUAUUGGUAACAAGUAUUUUGAUUUCUUAGUAGCAAAUUCCUUAUUUCAAGAUCUAGAAAGGGAUUCUUAUGGUGAUAUUACUUGGUGCAAGAUGCAUGAUCUUGCGCUCUCAAUUUUAGAAGGGGAAACCUUGCAUUUGGAGGCUAUGAAGCACGGAAAGAAUAAGGCAAGAAAGCCAGAAUUUCGGCCUCUCCGGCGAUUUUCACGGCCGAUUUCGGCCUGUUUCGGCCGAUUCCGGCCUGUUUCGGCCGUAUCGGCCGUAUCGGUCGCCGGCCGAUAUGGCCGAUACGGACCGAGUCGGCCCGAUUUCGGCCGAGUCGGCCCGAUUUCGGCCGCGUCGGCGCCGAUUUUGGCCGCGUCGGCCCGCGUCGGCCCGAGUCGGGAUCCGCCACGUGGCCCGACGCGGCACGACGCGGAACGGACGCGCGGUCUGCGGCGUCCCUCCCGCGUCGCCGCGUCCCCGCCGCGUCGGACGCGGGUGCGCCGGCUUGGGAGCCGCGUCCGUGCAUCCUUGUUUGGAGGGCAAUUUGGGGGAUGGCAUUGA
Messenger RNA from Quercus lobata, 1698 nucleotides. Its product is annotated as putative disease resistance protein RGA3. Gene Ontology annotation, molecular function: ADP binding. The transcript has 3 exons. The record is from RefSeq and is a predicted model, not a curated record. The coding region runs from base 1 to 1698 and encodes 565 amino acids. Lineage: Eukaryota; Viridiplantae; Streptophyta; Magnoliopsida; Fagales; Fagaceae.